GUUCAUUUUUACGUUCCCGAUUGUCACACAGUUCUGGAGGAGUAGUUUAUAGAUAAAAAACAAAUACUAUAAACCUGUUCAAAACGGAGAAAAAGAUUUCGGUUUACUGUUUAAAUAUUUUUUGUAGUGGGAGGAGGAAGUGCCGGAUCGGUGGUGGCCAACAGGUUAUCAGAAAAUCCCCUUAAUAGAGUACUAUUAUUAGAGGCUGGAGGCAACGAAAAUAUUUUUUCCCAAAUUCCUACUUUGGCUGCUGCUUUUCUACGAACUUCGAUGGCUUGGCAAUACAUAACCGAACCUCAGCACUUUUCUAGUUUCGGUUAUAAAGACCGAGCCGCAAGAUGGCCGAGAGGAAAAGUAUUAGGAGGCACAAGUUCGGUCAACUUUAUGAUCUACAGUAGAGGGAAUCGACGAGACUACGAUGGUUGGGCUCGAGGAGGAGCGCAUGGAUGGAGUUGGGAGGAAGUCUUUCCUUAUUUUCUUAAAUCUGAAGAUAAUAGGGAUAUUAACGUUCUAAGGAAUGGAUACCAUGCUUCGGGAGGUUACCAAACAAUUUCUUCUCCGAAUUAUAUUACUCCUUUAGUGAAAGCAUUUAUGGAGUCCGUCUUGUUAAAUGGUCAUGCCAUGAGGGAAUUUAAUGGACCUAUUCAAAAAGGUUUCGCUUUUCCACAAGCCUUUAAAAGAAAUGGAAGGAGAUGUAGCAGUAACAAAGCGUUUCUUCAUCCAGUGAAAGAUCGCCCGAAUUUAACUAUUUUACUUUUUUCAUUUGUUACGAAGAUUAUUUUCGAUCAUUAUAAAGUUGCUAGAGCUGUUCAUUUCGAACGUUUUGGUCGUUCUUUCGUCGUGUAUGCUAGAAAAGAAAUCAUCGUGUCCGGAGGCGUUAUUAAUUCUCCACAACUUUUAAUGUUGUCGGGCAUUGGUCCUAGAGACGAUUUACACAGACUUGGGAUUCCCGUUGUUUCCGAUCUACCCGUCGGAUACAAUUUGCAGGAUCACGUACUCACGUACGGAAUGGAAUUCCUAGUCGACGUGCCUUACAGCUACAGUCUUCCUCGUCAGUUAAAACCGACAAAUAUCGCUCGAUUUUUUAAACAUGGAGAAGGACUUUUGACUGUGCCUGGAGGCUUAGACAUCAUAGGAUAUAUGGAUACGAUAUACGCAAAUCAAUCGGACGAUUAUUCCGAUAUAGAGAUCAAUUUUUAUUCUUUCACCCUAGCAUCUGAUGGAGGGAAAAUCUUUCGUCCGGUUCUUGGACUGAAAAACGAGAUAUGGGAACGUUGUUAUAAACCGUUUUCUUACAAAGAAGCAUUUACUAUAAUGCCUAUUUUGCUCCGUCCUAAAAGUCGAGGGUACAUAAAAUUAAGGACUGCGAAUCCUCACGACUAUCCCAUCAUCCAACCUAAUUAUUUUUCUCAUUUUGACGAUGUUCUAGUUUUGGUUGAUGCCCUGAAGAAAAUUCUUAGGUUUGGAAACUCGAUAGCUUUAAAGAAAUACGGAGCUCGAGCAUUUCCUAGAAGAAUACUUGGAUGCGAAAAAUAUGUACAGUUCAGUGAUGAAGAUCUGCAUUGCAUUGUAAGAACUAUGUGCUCGACUGCGUAUCAUCAUGUGGGAUCGUGUAAAAUGGGUGCAAUCGAAGAUCCCACUACGGUAGUGGAUCCAAUGCUAAGAGUAAAAGGAGUAUCCAGAUUAAGAGUUGUCGAUGCAUCGAUUAUGCCAACUAUUGUUUCGGGCAAUACGAAUGCUGCCGUACUCAUGAUUGCCGAAAAAGCAUCCGAUUUGAUACGGGAGACUUUUUAUUUCUAAUAACCAAGUUUAGAAAAAGAUUUUAUUGUGAUAAAUAGUCAUAUUAUAUAUUGAAAAACUUUUACAUAAAACACUGAGUUAAGUGUUUUAUUCGUUUGAUAUGAGCAUGACCUUUUAUUUUUAUCUUCUUUUUUGCAGGUUGUUUAAAAUACCGCAAGUGUAAAUCAUCACGUUUGAAGUUGAUUUUAGUUUUAAAAAUCAAAUUUUAAUUCCGGGGAAUUUUAAACCAUCAUCCAUUUUCUCCGUUGACUCUGCUCACUGGACGACAUACACAGUAUCAAAAGCAUUGUUACAUUCGUUGUAGGACUGUAAACGGCUUAUGGAGUAUUUGAUAGAGAAAUAAAUUACUUCUUUAUUUGAGAUUACCACUUUUUCAAGAGGAAAACACUAUCAAAAUAUCUCAUUUUGUUUAUGAUACAGAAAAAAAAAAUGUGUCCAGGAAGUUUUCGCUAUAU
Centruroides sculpturatus (bark scorpion) is the source of this 2255-nucleotide messenger RNA. RefSeq names its product glucose dehydrogenase [FAD, quinone]-like. The coding region runs from base 271 to 1800 and encodes 509 amino acids. Lineage: Eukaryota; Metazoa; Arthropoda; Arachnida; Scorpiones; Buthidae. The record is from RefSeq and is a predicted model, not a curated record. The transcript has 10 exons. Gene Ontology annotation, molecular function: flavin adenine dinucleotide binding; oxidoreductase activity, acting on CH-OH group of donors.